AUGAAAGUAGAUAUCAAUUAUUUCGAAUACAACAGAUUGGAGGAUAUUCUAGUCUCUGUUGAAAUCAUCAAAAUCUUUGGGAUUGUAGAACUUCAAAGAUAUAAUCGAUCAGAUAGAUAUUUGAUAUUCAACGGUCUUACACACGCUCAAUCACAAUUGAUUUACAACAGAAGUAAUCAUGUAACACUUAGAUCCUAUCAAUUACAAUUUCAACAAAUAUCAGAUAUUCAAUCAUGUAAUCUAAUGAUUUGUGAUCAUAGUAAAGCUCUUGACAAGUCAACUACCAAAUUCUAUGAUUAUAUAAUAGAUACUUUGAUUAACCUAAAGAAUAUCUUGAUACAAACAGUUUCUCAAAUGAAGAAUACAGAUAAUCUUUCAGAGAAAAUACUUUUGAAUGUAAAGAGUGUUUAUAUCAGAUUAAUUUGGCUAGACAAUUACAAAUUUAAUAUUUCAGAUAGUAGUAUAAUUGAACUAAAAUGCUUCUCUGAAAACUUGAAGAUAUUAGCAGGUUCACUUCCAAACACUCUUGAAAAGAUAUCUAUCUAUAAUACUUUCAAUGCGAAUGUGCUGCCAAAUAGUAUUAGAACUAUGACAGUCGAUCGUGAAGAGCAAGAUUUUAUUCCUGGAUUGUUCCCUCAGUCAUUGGAAUCACUCUAUCUAUCUCUAUAUCGUAAUACAUUGGCGGAACACUGUCUACCACAUAAUCUGAAAUUAUUGAAUAUUGGUACAUUCCAUAAACCCGAUGACUAUAUUAUUGAUGUCGGACACCUACCUAGAUCACUUGAAACGCUUCAUUUAGAUUAUGAUUUUGCUGGUCAAACUGAGAACCUAUCGAUGCUCUCUCAAUUCCAAAGUCUGACAACAAUAGAUGGAUGUAGUUUAGAAUGGAUCGAUUCACUUCCACCAUCGGUCACCAACCUUACAUUUAGCUGCAUGAUUCUAGAUGAUGGUUAUAUUGAACCUGGUGUCAUUCCAUCGACAAUCACCAGUCUUGACUUUGGUGGCAUGACAGAUUUCAAAUUGAAACCUGGUAGUAUACCAUCGAGUGUCAUAAGCCUAACUUUACCUGACUAUCAACAUCGUAUGGAAGCUGGUAUCAUACCGAUUGGUGUGAAGCUAUUGGAUAUCACAGUGGAAUUGGAUGAUUUUUCAGUUGAAUGCAUACCAAACACUGUGGAAUCAUUGAAAAUUUCCAUUUAUUUCGGUUCAGAUAACUCAAAACCAAAGUUAUUAGAUUUUUAUGUACUACCAUCGAUUAAGAUACUUUUGGUAAUAGGAGAAAGAAAGAUAAGCAGAUUCCCACCCAAUUUGGAAUCACUUAGACUAGCUGGAGAUGGUAAAUUAUUAUAUUCAUCAUUACCACCGACCUUAAAGAAACUCAAACUAGAUUGUACUUAUCUCAUCAACGAUACUUUGAAUGACAAUAGUCGACACCACCACCAACCGAAAAGAUUGAUAAUGAAAGUAGAUAGCUUUUAUUUCAAUGAAAACAGGUUGGAAGAUCUUCCGUUCUCUGUUGAGAUCAUCCAAAUAGAUAGGAAUGUAGAACUUCGAAGAUUCAACGGAUCGAGCAGCAUCUUCAUUGGUUACAAUCGAGAGUAUCCUGUGAAUGGUGGAUUCAUAGAAUCAACUGAACAAUUGAGAGAUUUAAUUCGCAACAAAGUAUUGGAAAGAAAUAUAGAUAAUGAUAAAAUAACAAGAUUCAUUACAUAA
Molecule: messenger RNA, 1713 nt
Organism: Heterostelium album PN500
Lineage: Eukaryota; Evosea; Eumycetozoa; Acytosteliales; Acytosteliaceae
Product: FNIP repeat-containing protein
Exons: 3
Coding region: 1-1713 (570 amino acids)
Source: RefSeq, a predicted model, not a curated record